GAGGGCGGAGCUUUGAUGUCCGCCAGCCAGUCACUGGUGAGUUUCUUUCCAUUCUUCCAUUGGAGGGAAAAUCUUUACAGUUGGGUUGCUCUUUUUAUUUUAUUCCCCUUUAGUUAUGGCCAACCCACAGGUCCCCUUCAUAAGUGCGCCUUUCAAACGCACAGAAGAUAUCGACUGGAUUAAUCCGCUCAAGCGGUACAUUGCGCAAGUUUAUCAAGACGAUCCGGAAAAGUACAAUGAAGAGACUUACACUCUCAAUCGACUACGCCAAGACACACGGGGUGCAGGCAAAGACGUCACAGGUCGCGACUUGCUGUACCGAUAUUUUGGUCAGUUGGAACUCUUGGACUUGCGUUUUCCUGUGGAUGAAAAACAUGUCAAGGUCCUUUUCACUUGGUAUGAUGCUUUUAACGGUCGUGCCACCGCUCAGUAUUCUCUUGCGUACGAAAAAGCCAGCGUCAUUUUCAACAUUGCAGCAACCUUGUCGGCCAUUGCGGCUGCUCAGAACCGUGCCGAGGCCGAUGGACGCAAGCGGGCUUUCAACUUUUUCCAAGCAGCGGCGGGCAUGUUCCAAUACAUCAACGACAAUUUCCUGCAUGCGCCAUCCCAGGACCUGAGUCGUGAAUCCGUGAAAAUGCUCGCGGAGUUGAUGCUUGCCCAGGCCCACGAAUGUUUUCUGGAAAAUAGUAUCCGAGAAAAGAAGAAGGAGGGACUCAUUGCUAAGCUGGCCAGUCAUGCGGUGUGGACUUAUGGCAACCUGGUGGACGAGCUGAACGAUAUGAUUGGCAAGGGUCAUGGUAUGGAGAAGGCGUGGGUCCUCAUUUGCCAAGUAAAGCAAAAAUACUAUCAAGCGUUAGCCCAGCAGUACAAGGCGGCCGCCUGUGAAGGCGAAGCCAAGUACGGUGAGCAAGUCUCGCGAUUAUCCGUGGCAGAAACGUCGGCCAAAGAAGGAAGCAAGCUCGGUCCUACCCUGGUGAAUCAAUGCCUAUCGAGUCUGCAUGCCAACAGUACCAUUCCCAGCGACAGUAGUGGCGCCUUGCAAGAACUUUGCAAAUCUCUCGCGGCGACCUGCAACGAAAAAAAAGUCAAGGCGGAGCGUGACAACGACAUGAUUUAUCAUGACCAAGUCCCACAAGAAUCCGUGUUGACUCCCAUUGAUCGCUUGAAUGCCGUUAAACCCGUAUCCAUUUCGGAGUUGUAUGGUCCAAAUGAAGUGAACAAGGUGAUUGGUGCCGAUAUUUUUGCACGUCUCAUCCCGUUGAGCGUGCACGAAAGUGCUUCCAUGUAUUCUGAAGAAAAGGCAAAAUUGGUUCGUGCCGAAAGUGAACGGUGCGACCUUGCCAAGGCCGAGUUGAACGCUUCCCUCGAUUACAUGAAGUUACCUGGUGCUUUGGCCAAAUUCAGGCAGCGAGACAACGAUCACGCUCAGGCGGCCGCCAUGCUCGAUGAUUUCACCACGGUGCCGGCGGAAGUCAAGUCAUGGGCCGACCAAAUCGCGUCGGAAGAAUCCAAGAACAGUACAACGAUUCGUGAACUCAUGGAUACACUGGAAGGAAUGAAAUCACGGGCCCGAGGUCUCAUGGAUGACAUGAGCAUGAAGCUCGAUCAGGAAAUGCAACAGUGCGAAAGCAUGAGAGUCAAAUACGGCGAUCAAUGGCAGCAACAGCCUUCAGGUCAGCUGACAAACGAAUAUCGUCACGAUAUACGAAACCAUCGAGAAGCACUUCAGGGAGGCGCGCAAUCGGAUGAUCAACUUUUGCGACGUUAUCAAGCGAUUCAGCAGGAUAUUGCCAUUCUGCGCCAAGGCGGUCAAGGCCGCGAACUGGAACGAUUUUUCGCCGAGAACAUGACAUCGUUAUUCCAAGAUAAUGGACAAGACGGCAAAGAGAAAGAUAAGAACAGUUUAUUGGACUUGGACCUGGAUGCUGGUACGGAAGCCAAACAUGCGUCGGAAGGCAAGGUGCAACGCGUGGAAGCCGUGCUUGAAAAAUUGCGCAAAAUCGAAAAUGACCGCAAGCAAACACUGCAGGAUCUCAAGGAAAAGACGGUUCAAGAUGAUAUUUCACAUGUAUUGAUUCUGAACAAGAAAUCGAAUGCGGAACAGCAGAUUUUCUCCACGGAACUUGAGAAAUUCCGACCUCAUCAGCAGCGCAUUGCGGCCACCAUCCAUCAGCAGCAGCAAGCGAUUCAGGAACUGACGGCGGCGUUCAAAUCAUUGAUGGAGGGUGAAGAAGCGCAACGAUUGCAAACUCGAUGGGAUGCCGCCGAUCGACAACGACGCGCAUUGAUGGACCGUUUGAAUAAAGCCAAAUCCAGUUAUUCGGAAGUCAAAGAUGGGUUGAGUAAAGGGGUACAGUUUUAUUCCAAUCUAUUGGAUGUCAUUGAAUCACUGUCGCAGAAUAUUCAGCGAUUUACCCAGGAACGAUCGCGUGAAAGAGAAAAGAUGGUCGAGGACAUUGAAAGUACACGCAGUGCACGAGAGCAGGAAAUGCUUCGUGAAAAGAUCAACCGCUACAGCGGCGCGAGCCCCAGUGCUCCACCGGGGAUCCCGGAAACCAAUCCACACCUUUCCCAAUUGGCCGAUCGUACACGGCAAAUGUCGUUGAAUGACAAACCGCCCCAUCCUCCUACCCCAUCUGAACCUACUUAUUCUACUUCGUCGCGGGGUUCCUACAACAGUGGAAUGAUGACUUCACCGGUGUCAUCGCAGCCGUCACCGAUGCACCAUGUAGGUUACGGUGGCUACCCCGGUUCACAAAAUCAAGGCUAUGGCGGUAGCACUUCGAAUCCAUCGAUACCUUUGUCGCAGUCCGGUUAUAUGGGUUAUCAACCUUAUGUGCCAUCGACGGCACCGAGCAUGCCUGCCAUGUAUCAGCAACCGACACCCACCCCACCCCAACAACCACAGCAACCCCCCUAUCAAGCAAAUCAACCUCCACCGGCGGCUCAACCCAUACCGUCGAUGCAGCGACCAAUGAAUGCACCGUAUCCUCCUCCUCCUCCUCCCAGCAACAGUUAUGGGUCAAUACCCGGGGCGGCAGGUUAUGGUGCUCCACGUCCGAAUGGACCUCCAUCGGGUCAUGAUGCCUAUGGUAUGGGAUCUCAAGGCCGACCUUCAGGAGCUGCUCCCGGUCCACCUUACGGCAUGAAUAUGAUGGGAUCGCAUCCACCGCGUCCAAUGUAUGGUCAACAAGGUCCUCCUAUGCAACCUUCUCCACCUUCUACACAAUAUCGACCUGGAGCUCAGCAACCACCUGUGCCCGGUCAUCCACCGCCUCCACUCCCUCAGCAGCAGCAACAACAACAACAGCCGCCACCUCCAGCUACGCCUGCUAAGUACUCGAUGCCGCCUUCUCACGGUGGUAAUUAUUAUUCUGCCACCUCUUCUUCUUCUCCUGGCACGCCACAGUAUGGCAUGCCACCUUCACCUGCAGCUGGUUAUGGGUAUCAACAGAUCCGCCCGGCCGCACCGCAAGGGUAUCAGCAACCAAUGCCUCCUCCUGCUCCUCAAUGGCAACAGCAGGGACCGUCUCAGCCACCACCACCACCAGCGCCAUCCUCCAACUAUUGGAAUGGACCCAAUACACCAGGUGGUAACAGUGGAAAUUCGCUUAUGGAUUAGUUUACCGAUAAUAUUGUUUAUUUUCCUCUUUUUUUUUGGGAUGAUUUCUAUGGGAGAGUAUUUGAUGUUUGCUUUCUUUUUUGACAAGGUUUGAGUGGAAACUCCUUAGAUCAAGGAGAUCCAUGACGAUUAAAAAAAAAGUGAUACAAAAAUUCAUGCGGCUGUCUAUGCGUUGACAAAGAAGGAAAGAAAGAGAAAGAAAAACGAAACUCGACAGGGAUUUUUGAGGAGCUGUCCAGUUGUGAGUGAAAAAAAAAUCAGGGUAAAACAAAACAAAAAAAAAAAAUCGAGGGGAUGGUGAAUCAGGAAUCAGG
Messenger RNA from Radiomyces spectabilis, 3936 nucleotides. Its product is annotated as BRO1-like domain-containing protein. Gene Ontology annotation, biological process: protein transport to vacuole involved in ubiquitin-dependent protein catabolic process via the multivesicular body sorting pathway. The transcript has 5 exons. Gene Ontology annotation, cellular component: endosome. Gene Ontology annotation, molecular function: protein binding. NCBI's taxonomy places the organism in Eukaryota, Fungi, Mucoromycota, Mucoromycetes, Mucorales, Radiomycetaceae. The record is from RefSeq and is a predicted model, not a curated record. Bases 116 to 3622 code for a protein of 1168 amino acids.